ACAGGACGGGUCUCGUAUGCAGUGACACUUGUUAUGUAGCCAGGUACAGGUCAAAGUGUCACACUCUUCUCAUGGGAUUUUCACCUUCUUCCCAGUAACCAGUCAUUCCAGGGUCGUUUUUUAGAGUUGGCGGGGUAUUCUGCAAUUACUGACACUGACAGAGCCUCCCGAGACACACCCUUUUUCAGCUGAACUGCCGAAUUUCUUGAAGCUUUCUCUCGAUCAAGAUGACAGCUCUGCAGCUGCUCUCUGCUUGCGCACCGUACAUUCUACGUGUCGUGGGCCUGACUGUCGCCGUCAUCUUCGGCACCUGUCUCGUGUUCGUGGUCGCAUGGACGGUGUAUAUGUACAGAGUUUACAACAAAUAUCGGCAUCUGCCGGGCCCGAAGGUGGCUCACUUCUACAGCGGCCAUGUCAUGAAUGUUGCCGAAGGUGUCCGCUCUGGAAAGCUCAUAUUUGGAGAUCUUCUUGUGCAGUGGUGUCAGGAAUAUGGACCGAUAUUCGUGCUGUUUUUCUUCACACGCGUCCUGGUGGUGGUGUGUAGCCCAGAAGGCGUCAAGGAGUUUGUCAUUCAGGCCAAGCACCCAAAAGACCGGAUAAGUUACACGAGGUUGAAGAUGCUCGUUGGUGAGCGUUUCAUGGGGACUGGUUUGGUCAGCGAGAGAGAUCAUGGCGUAUGGUCGAUCAGACGAGCUAUCAUCGAUCCAGCAUUUCACCGGAGAUAUCUCAAGCAGUCGAUGUCGCAGUUCAACCGCAGUUCCGACCUGAUGAUCAAACGACUUCUCGGCAAAGCUGAUGGAGUCGCCGAGGUCACCAUGCUGGAUGAACUCAACAAGGUCACGCUGGAUGUCAUUGCCAAGGUAUCCUUCAGCUGUGAGCUGGACAUCAUGGUGGAUGGACUGUCGCCAUUCACUGAUGCCGUCCGGGUGACUCUGGACGCCCUGGGGUCCUUGAACAGAGCGCCAUGGCUCGAGUACAGCCCCCUGAAAGCUCACCGGGAGAGACGAAAACAGAUUCACGAUUGCUGCAAGCUCCUGCGAAGCUUCGGCGAGAAGUGCAUCCGCGAGCGACUGGCGGCCAUCCAGCGGGGUGAGGAGGUGCCAGCAGAUACGUUGACGUACAUCAUCAACGCGACGGGACAGCUGAGUCACAACUACUACAGCAUGCAGAACAUGGUGGACGACUUUGUGACCUUCUUUGUUGCUGGUCAAGAGACCACCGCCAAUCUCCUGACGAGCUGUUUCCUGGAGCUCCUUGGCAAACAGCCAGAAGUCCUUUACAGAUUGAAGAAUGAGGUGGAGAGUGUGAUCGGGGACAAGAACGACGUUGCAUUUGAAGACUUGCCCAAGUUGGAAUACAUGACUGCAGUUCUGAAGGAGACCCUGCGUUUGUACCCACCAGCGGGGGGGACCCUUCGCCAGACAGUGGAAGAGGUCUACCUAAACAAUGUCCGGAUACCGGCAGAAACAUCCGUACUGAUUUCCAUAUAUGCCAUCAGCCGCUUGGAGGAACAUUACACAGAUGCCUUGCAGUAUGACCCAGACCGCUUCAUGCACCAAGAUGAACACAUUCUAUUCUCCUUUCUGCCCUUUUCCCUGGGCCCCAGAAUGUGCAUUGGCAAGAAUUUUGCGAUGAUUGAAGCGAAAGUACUUCUGUGCAAACUCCUGACCAGUUUUGACUUUAGUCUGGUACCGGAUCAGUCUUUUGAUAUGGUCACUCACGGAACCCUGCGUCCAACAGAUGGCUGCAAGGUCACACUCAAACCAAAGAUUAACUAGGUGGGAGGAGAGUGAGGGCGUGGCUCUGGUGUGGGGGGUGGAAACUUUAAGUGUGUCAGAUAGGUGAAGGUAAUGUGGCUUAGAUGACGUGAUGGAGGUAAGCUUGUGGGUGUGGCUUGUGGGUGUGGUUCGAAGAGGGACGGAAGGAAGGAGGUUUUCCAGAAUGUUAAUUACUACAACCAUUUUCCAAAAUCUGUAUCUGCCUCGUGCUCUGGCCUCAUUCGGGUCCAGAGUUAUUAAUCCUGAAAUGAUAGAUUUGAAUGGAAUUUCUCCAGAAGAUGAUUCCUUUUCAGACAUUAAUGACAGGAUCCCACAAAAUGAGACUUAAGGCCAUUCUUUCACUCAUUCUGUUUCAGACUUGCCAACCUAGCCGUACUCCUUCCUGAGGUCGGGCAUUACCACAGGAUAGAUUAAAAUUUUAAACAAAGUCAAGGCUCAUUUAAAUACCUUUUAUUCUAUUGUAUGGUAAUGACUGACCCUAGGCAGGAGUAUGGCAAGGUUGGCAGUUCUGUAUUUUGCAUCUGAAAUGGUACAUUUUAGGGCUGUACAGAUUUUUUAAAUUUUCAGAUUUCAAUUUUCUAUCAAAUAUUAGAAUAUCCGUUUUCAAAAUGAAUCAUCAGGGAGUGAAAAAUCAAUUAAAUAAAAGGGUAAACUUCAAUUUUAUAGUUUGCGUAAUAAUAUUAUAAAACAUAUUUCAAUAUGUGAACAGUAAACUUCAAGGCAGCAGAAAGUCAAAUUCAAAUUCAAUUUAUUGUGCCCAUAUAAAAACUACAGAUAGCCGCAUUCCAUCAUCAUUCACUCUUUAAAAAUGUUACAUUCAAAACAACUACUUGCAUAUUAAACAAUUAAACAGCACAUGAAAACUAUAAACAUCAAAACAGAUUAAGAUUAACCCUAACAGUCCUCAGUCCUUCACCUAUUGGAGGAGUGAGUACUGUUAGGGUUAACCAUUAAUACUCGCAGGUUACAAAUCAAGAAUUAAUCACAAUUGUCAUUAAUAAGACUGUGAUGCUCAUUUUUCCUUUCGGCUAAGGAAUUGUACAUUUGAGCUGAGUUGAAAAGCAAAGAUUGAAGAAACCCAAAGAGGGCAUGAUUGUGCUAGGUGGAGUCUUAUACUGGGACUUUUAGCAUUUUUUUGUAAACCAGUAAUGCAUAUGCCUAAGAGUUGUUUAAAAAAUUUAUUUUUCCUCAAGUUUGUCUUAUUUUACUUUUUGCAGAAAUGUGUGCAUUUUGUUUCUGGCUUUCUUGGAAUUUGGAUAUAGCCGAAUAUAUUUUGAAUAUUCAGUGAUUGGAUGUCUCAUACGGGAGAGGGGUAAACUCUACUAUAUUUGGGCAUUGUAUCCCUAACAGCUUGUCUGGUUCCCAGUGUUGAUUCCUCUGAGUAUCAGUACAUGUACAAGUUUUUACAUAUCUUAUUAAAUCGUAGUUGGUAGCAGACUGUUGCCACCCCAAUUUUUCCUGACAUUAUUUUCUCGGGUGAAAACAGGCGUAUCAGUUUUGAGUCAAGGAAAGAGAUGCACCAAUAUAAAUUAUAUAUUGUAAAAUAUUGCUUACAAUGUAUUUUUAAAUUGUAUAAUGGAAUUCCUCAUUUUCUACAGAGAUUUAAUUUUUUAUAAAAUAUUCUUGUACAUGCUUUUUUAAUGUUACAAAUUAAACCAAAACCUUACAUUUGAUCUGUAAAUUUACAGUUCAAGGUCACAAUGGUAAACUUAGACAAUUAUUGACUUGAUACUUACCGUUUUCAUAAUGCAGUAAAAUAGACAUUAUAAUUAAUGUGCGCACAGGAAGGACGUCUCCUCCAAGCACUGACAAAUUUUAUGGUCUUUUUUGAUGUCAUACUUGCAUGUAAUUUGACCAAAUGGUAGUCAAUCCUAUCUUUUAAGGUGUACAAUCUAUAUUUGGUUGUUUGAUAGUUUAAAUUUGUUAAGUUCACUGAAAAAGGCAAGUAUACUUAGAAAAGAGAAAUAAGUCAUAUAUGUGCGAUAUUUGUAGCACUUCUGUACAUGAAGCAAAUUGACAGAAAUUAGUCUUUUUAUUAUCGUCCUUGAGACAUAUAGUUUGUCCUUUUGUGAAUGAGUGACGUUUUUGCUUUCUCUGCCACGUAUUCGCAACUGCUGUGAAAUGAAGUAUAUAAAGGAAGUGUGAAGUUCAAGAGGUCAAAGAGUCUUCUGUCAUAAAAUGGGUGGACGACCAACUUUUAUUCAGAAAAAAGGUCUUUCUCCUGCAGCAAACGAACCGUUGACGCACGCAGUGCGUGUGCAAACGUGUCUUAACUGCUUGAUUUUUUUGAAUAGAAUAUUAACGGACGUUACUCGAUAAAAUCCAUUUUUACACCACAAUAAUAUUGUUUACGUUUCAACACGUUAUUAUUGACUCCCUUUUGUUUGCUCAGCGCCUAGCGUCUCAUAACAAUGACUCCUAAAAGAGUCCCAUAGUAACAGGCUUCCUUGUAUACGUCUGCAUGCGCAUUGCUGUUAUGCACGAAUCGUCCCCACGAUGAAAAGAACUCAUCAAUGUUUCCUUCAAAAAUUCUCUUGGGUCGGAGCUCACUUUUCGUACUGCAACUAGGGGCACGCAUUUUUUUUUUUUUUUUUUUUUUGGCAUAAACAUAUUCAGGUCCCCGUGUAUUGUAAAGUUAUUUUGUUAUACAUUUCUCUGACGGAAGAGGGCGCUCGGCUCCUACUUUACUUUUCCACUCUGGAAAACCAGAAGAUUGCAACCUCCAAGGGUACAGUCCAAGCCCCAUUGAAAAGUGUCAAAUCAGUACUGUUCAGGGUCAAAUGCACGCCAACAUCCCUGAGAUUUCUGAAACACAAAGGAAAUUCUUGU
This is a messenger RNA of Acanthaster planci (crown-of-thorns starfish), 4607 nucleotides long. Its product is annotated as cholesterol 24-hydroxylase-like. The record is from RefSeq and is a predicted model, not a curated record. Gene Ontology annotation, molecular function: cholesterol 24-hydroxylase activity; iron ion binding; heme binding. NCBI's taxonomy places the organism in Eukaryota, Metazoa, Echinodermata, Asteroidea, Valvatida, Acanthasteridae. Gene Ontology annotation, biological process: cholesterol catabolic process.